AUGGAAUUUGCACAGGCAUAUCGACGCUUUGGCGCCGAGGUCACGGUGAUUGAGCGAGGAGAUCAGGUUCUGCAAAAGGAGGACAGCGACGUUGCGAGUCACAUCCGAGGAAUUCUGGAAGGGGAGGGAGUUCGAUUCCUGACCAACUCCACGAUCGAGUCCGUGAGCGGACGAAAUGGCGAGCAGGUCAGUGUGAAGAUCAAGUCUGGCAACGGCACACCCUCGACAGAGAACACAUUGCAAGGGUCACAUCUUCUGGUCGCUUCUGGCCGGCUUCCAAACACAGAAGACCUGGACUUGGCCAAAGCAGGAGUCAAAAAGACCGCGGCAGGGCAUGUGCUGGUGGAUGAACAACUCCAAACAGGAGUCGCUGGCGUCUUUGCUGCUGGCGAUUGUGCAGGCAGAUUUAGGACAUAA
Messenger RNA from Exophiala mesophila, 417 nucleotides. RefSeq lists its product as uncharacterized. Gene Ontology annotation, molecular function: oxidoreductase activity. The transcript has a single exon. Bases 1 to 417 code for a protein of 138 amino acids. The record is from RefSeq and is a predicted model, not a curated record. NCBI's taxonomy places the organism in Eukaryota, Fungi, Ascomycota, Eurotiomycetes, Chaetothyriales, Herpotrichiellaceae.